This is a messenger RNA of Volvox carteri f. nagariensis, 3459 nucleotides long. RefSeq lists its product as uncharacterized. Lineage: Eukaryota; Viridiplantae; Chlorophyta; Chlorophyceae; Chlamydomonadales; Volvocaceae. Gene Ontology annotation, molecular function: protein binding. The transcript has 10 exons. Bases 1 to 3459 code for a protein of 1152 amino acids. The record is from RefSeq and is a predicted model, not a curated record.
AUGAGCAACACCACGUCGGGAACUGACGAUGGUGCCCUGCAGUUUGGUUGGCUAUGGCUGAACUACCAGGAGGGGGAUGAAGACAGCGAGGGGGCGCUUUCUUCCGGCUUGACUGCACCCAGCCCCAUAAAGCGAGCAUGCACGCCAGCCGUGCCGCCGCCAGCGGCGGUGGCGGCGGUGGCACCGCCAGUGCACGAUCCUGAUGGCCGGACAGCGGCGGCAGCCCCGGUCGCAGAUAGGCUGCAAUGGGGGGAAGAUGAUGACGUGGAUGCAAAUGCGGCAGCGGCGGCGGCGGCUGCAGGAGCUGGUCGCGGCGGCGGCGGCGGCGGAAGUGGCGAAAGUCGAAACAUGCGCAUCACGAGUCUGCAAUCCCGCCGGGUGGCGCCUGCAGCGGCAGCGGUGGCAGGGGCUGCGUGCGGUAGCCGGAGCGGUCGUGUUAGCGGGGUCAUGGCCGGUCAUCAUAACGGCAAUACUACGGUGAUGAUGCCGCCCAGGGCUGGCGGUGACGGCGGCGGUGACGGCGGCCUUCAACGAGGCGCGAAUGGCCAUGUCCACAACGUGUCGUUCGCCACCAUUUCACCACAAACGUCGCAGCAGUCAUCUGGGCCGCCAGCUGCGGCAGCGUCGUUGUCGGCUCCAACAGAGGCGGCGGCAACGAGGGAUGGCGUCGGCCGGCGAGACGGACCCACGGGUCGGCGGCCGCCGUCCUCCGGCAGCCGCUCCGUCAGCGGCAGCAGUGCAGGUACGGCGACUGCCCGCAAUUCAGCGGCGGUGGCGGCAGCGCCAUCAGGCCCCGGGCUGCUCUCCGCCGGUUCAGCGACCGGUGAACAGCUCCAGGAAGGGCCGUCAUCGGCCUCCGCUGCAGCCGCGGCGCCAACACGGGCGGCGGUGGCGGCGGCGGCGGCGGCAGAAGCAGCCUCUACGGAUGAGGUGUCACCACAGCGGCCUGUCACAUCCGACGAUUUAUUUCACGGCGGUAGUGACAGUGGCAGUGGAGGCCGUCACGCCACCGGGCAUGCCGUCGAUACGCUACCUAGUAGGGACCAGCGGUCGCCACAGCCGCCGCCGCCGACGGCACCGCCGCCGCCGACGGCACCAGCGGCCCCGCUAACCCCGGGGUCAGACGAGCGCACAAGCCCCGCGGGAGGGGCAGGGGUAGGGGCGGGCGGGGAAGAUCAAGGCGGGCGACGCGGUCGCCGGGCACCUGCUGGGGGCGCUGACGCCGCAGGCUACUGUGGUACAGCGGCCGGGAGGCGGCGGAGCGGUGCCGUCGACCGGGCCUUAUGGCCAGCGAGAUUCUCCGGUGAUGGCGUAGGUGGUGCGCCCGCAGGACCUACAGGACAUGCAGGCGGUGACGGUGACGGUGGCGGUGAUGGCGGCGAACGUCGGCAUGGUGAGAUGGCGUCGCCACUUGUGACGGCGGCGGCUGCUAGCGGCGCCGCUGCCGCCGCUGCGGAACCGGACGCAGCCGGCACCGAAUCUGAAAUGGCAGCGGGGGAGGUAACAGCAGCAUCAACUGCCGCCACAGCGGCAUUAUCAAGCACUUCAGCGAUGUCUGUAGCGGCGACGGAAAGGGAGUCUGUAGCAGGAGGUGGAGGAGAUGGAGGGGAGGGUAUCAGUUACUCCUCCUCGCCGCAAUGGGGUCAGCUGCCGGCGGCAGCGGCGCGGCGGCACGCGGCAGGUUGCGGGUCGGCGUCAUCUGCCCGAUCACGGUGUACGGAAGCGAGGGGGGAUGGGGAGGCGGCGGGGGAGGCACGACUCACACGGGCACAUUCCGCGCCGGCGGCGGCGCAGCAUCAGGACAUUGCAGCCGUGUUGUACGAUCCCAUAAUGCACCUAGAGCUUGAUGACGACGGAGGUGACGGCAGCGCUGGCGGCGGCGGCGGCGGCGGUGGCAGUGCCGCUGCCGCUGCGGCAAGCGGCCGUGAAGCUGCCGACGCUCUGGAACCGAUUAACCGUUGGCCUGCCGACGAUGACACCCUGCCAUGCGGCGAAGCCGAGUCCACUGCUGCUGCCAGAGAACUUGUGCCGUAUAGCGGCAGCGGUGCCGGCGCCGCCAGCCGGUGGGAUAGCUGGACCAGCGGCGCCGGUGACGGGCUUGACGGCGGCGCAGUUUGCUGGAGCGGCGGCGGAGCCGCACCGACCACCCGCAACCUGUGCCGUUCCGCCGCCGCUACCCGGGCCGCCGCCGGCGCCGGCGCCGCCGCCACCGCGAGACCCUCACCGCUGCCGCCGCAGCGUCCCCGACCCGUACGGGUGUACCCGGUCCACGCUGCCGUAUUGGCGGCGACCAGUGACUACUUCCGUACACUUCUGCAGAACUGGACUGACAGCGUGGCGGCAGGGGACGGCGGCGGCGGCGGUGGCGGCGGCCGACGUGGCGUACUGAAGAUGUUCGUGGAUGCCGACCACGUCGAUAUCGCUGAAAUGAUGCUCAAGUUUAUGUACAUGGGCCGCCUGCCGCCCGGCCUCAGCCCCUCCCAGCUGCUGUCGCUGCUGGUGCUGGCGGACCAGUACGCGGUGGGGCGGCUGCUGGCGGCGGUGGAUACGGCAUUCGCGGGGCUGUCGCUGUCGGGACUGUAUCUGGAGCAGUUGCUUCGGUUGUACGAACUGCCCGAGGUGCUGCUGGCGGGCGGGGCGCUGAACAGUGCGCUGUCUAAGUUGGUGGAAAAGCUGGUUUCGGAGCUGGGCGAUUUGGAGCUGGUCAUGGACUGUCCGGCACGUAGGGCCCAACUGCUGGGACUGCCGUACGAGGCCAUACGGCUGCUGCUGCAGAGCUCCGAAACCCGCGUGUGGAAUGAAAACACGGCCGUGGCCGCCCUGGUGGAGUGGGUGGCGGGUCCCGAGGGCUCCACUGCCUCCCUGGAGCAGCGCCGUCAGCUGGCAGCGCUACUGCGGCUGCAGCACUGCACACACAGCUACUUGUCGUACAUACUGCCGAUGCGAGUCACAUUUGACUGGUCCAUUGACUUCGCCACCCUGCAGCAGCUGUACGCCGAUUCCAGGGCCACCAGGUCGUUGCAGGUCGUGACGAGCGAGCCGGCGUUCUUCGGCGGCUUCCACUGGUGGUUGCGGUACGACCUGGACGCCUCACAGGCUAGGGCCUUAUACACCUCCGCACCUCCUAUAUGUACUCCAGCGGUUUGCGGCUUUGGACGUCAGCCUCCGGAGUAUCGGGAGCACAUGGGGCUUGCAUGUAAUGUCAAGCUGGCGGGAAAAAAACACAGCCUGCCGUGUGUCAAGGUCAAGGCCACGGUAUGCGCCCGACAGGACGCCGGUGUGCUGGGUGAGGGCAGCUACAGCCUGCGGAAGAGCUUCAGCUACCACGUCAUGAACGCAUGUCCCGUGGGGCUGUGGGGCUUCUUUGGCCUCACUCCCGACCGGGACGAGGCGGCAUGGCGGCGCUUCGUGUUCGAGGGCCGGGUCUGGCUCAGGUGCAGCAUCGAGGAAUGCCAAUAA